UUAAUUUACACACAAUCACACACAUAUACAUACAAAACUUGUCUAAAUAUGUAUAAAGUUAUAUCCAUGUAUGUAACAACACAUAGUGUAGUGAAGUCCCACCAAGAACUAUAGUAUAAUAAUACACAAUAAACUAAAGGUAGAGAGAGAGAGAGAGAGAGAGAGAGAGAGGGGUGUUGGAUGGGCGCACAAUUAUACAACAACAAAAGUUGGUACUUUUUCGUCUUGUAGUGGGUGUGAAGUUACUUAUAAAUUGAUGCGACCACCCCUUUGCUUCCCUUCCCACUUGUUCACUUUGUCUCACUUCUCCCACUUUUUUUUUUUCUUUCUUUUUUUUCCCCAACACAAAGAAACUUCACUACUUCAUUUUUCUUUCUUCCUUCCUCUGUUUCUUUUUUUUCCAGAUUUUCAAAUAGUAGCAAGAAAAAAAAAUGGUGAUUUCUGAAGCAAAACCUGCCAUUCCAGUUGCCGGUGGAUACUUGACGAGAAAAAAGCUUCUCAAGAAUCUUGAGACCAUAGGAAACGGAGCGAUGAUCAACGCGUUGCUUGACUCAAUGCGGGCUUCUUCCCCCACGCGCGGUGGGCCCUACGACGCCCAAGAUCACAACUCGUGGAUCGUUCGUCAUCCCUCGGCCUUGACCGAAUUCGAGGAGAUAACGAGUGCUUCAAAAGGGAAGCAAAUCGUAGUCUUCUUGGAUUACGACGGCACUUUAUCGCCCAUCGUAAACGAUCCUGACCGUGCAUUCAUCACAAAUGAGAUGAGAGAAGCGGUAAAAAACGUUGCGGAGAAUUUCCCGACAGCCAUUGUUAGUGGAAGGUGUCGAACUAAGGUGUACAACUUUGUUCGAUUGUCCGAACUUUACUAUGCUGGCAGUCAUGGAAUGGAUAUCAAAGGACCAUCAAAGGGCCAUAGACAAACUAAAGGAAAUCAAACUGUCAUGUGCCAGCCUGCAAGAGAAUUUCUACCCAUGAUUGAUGAGGUCUACAAAUCUUUGGUAGAGAAAGUUAGAUAUAUACCGGGGUCGAACGUGGAGCACAACAAAUUUUGCCUGUCGGUACACUAUCGUUGCGUUGAGGAAAAGAGAUGGUGCGAAUUAGCUGAUCAAGUUAAAAGGGUUGUCAAGAACUACCCGAUGCUUCGAUUGAGUCAAGGAAGGAAGGUUUUCGAGAUUCGUCCCACAAUUAAAUGGGACAAGGGAAAUGCCCUCGAAUUUUUAUUGGAAUCAUUAGGCUAUGCAGAAUCGGACGAUGUUUUUCCAGUCUAUAUAGGCGACGAUAGGACAGAUGAAGAUGCAUUCAAAGUUUUGCGCGUGAGAGAACAAGGUGUAGGAAUUCUUGUAUCGAAGGCUCCCAAAGAAACGAAUGCAACUUACUCGCUGCAAGAACCCUCCGAGGUUAUGCACUUCCUAAAACGUUUGGUGGAAUGGAACAAGACAAAGCCAUUAAUUAAUUAAUUAAUUAAUUAAUUAGUGAAGAAAUUGUAGAGUAACCUGUCCUAUUUGUUUUAUGAGGGAUGGGAGAGGUUGAUAAAUUAAUUAAUUAAUUAUUUAUCUACUUCUUUUUACUUUCUACUUGUAAUCUGAUUCCAAAGGAAUCAAUUUUGUAUUUAUAACAAUGGUGGGCACAAUUAUUGGAAUAUAAUUCUCUCUAUAUUUAGAGGUUGUGCUCUGGUAAAAAAA
Erythranthe guttata (spotted monkey flower) is the source of this 1679-nucleotide messenger RNA. RefSeq names its product putative trehalose-phosphate phosphatase J. Gene Ontology annotation, molecular function: trehalose-phosphatase activity. The record is from RefSeq and is a predicted model, not a curated record. NCBI's taxonomy places the organism in Eukaryota, Viridiplantae, Streptophyta, Magnoliopsida, Lamiales, Phrymaceae. Gene Ontology annotation, biological process: trehalose biosynthetic process.